This is a messenger RNA of Fusarium pseudograminearum CS3096, 570 nucleotides long. RefSeq lists its product as uncharacterized. Gene Ontology annotation, cellular component: mitochondrion. The record is from RefSeq and is a predicted model, not a curated record. Gene Ontology annotation, biological process: positive regulation of oxidoreductase activity; P450-containing electron transport chain. Gene Ontology annotation, molecular function: 2 iron, 2 sulfur cluster binding. Bases 1 to 570 code for a protein of 189 amino acids. The transcript has 2 exons. NCBI's taxonomy places the organism in Eukaryota, Fungi, Ascomycota, Sordariomycetes, Hypocreales, Nectriaceae.
AUGUCGGCGUCACGAUCUUUUGCGACUUGCUUGGCCAAGCUCCCAGCUACGGCAUGCCGAACAACACAGCCUAUGCGCUUUAGCCAAAACAUUAUGUCGCAAGCUUCUCGAAGUCAAUUCGCUGUAAUCCCUCGAGCUGUCCGAUUUUCGCCCGUUUCCCGAAGAGCUUUCACUACGUCAACGCAAAGACGACACGGACAUAUCGACCCUCCAAAGCCGGGUGAGGAACUCUAUGUUACUUUCAUUGAGAAGGAUGGCACAGAAAAUAAGUUUGCUGUUUCAGAGGGAGACAACCUUCUCGAUAUCGCCCAAGCCAACGACCUGGAGAUGGAGGGCGCGUGUGGAGGAUCUUGCGCCUGCUCGACAUGCCAUGUGAUCGUUGCCGAUGACGAAUACUUCGACAAGAUGCCCGAGCCCGAGGAUGACGAGAAUGAUAUGUUGGAUCUGGCAUUCGGACUUACCGAGACGAGUCGGCUGGGCUGCCAAGUGAAGAUGACCAAGGAGAUGGAUGGUUUGGUGGUGAAGCUGCCCUCCAUGACGAGGAACCUGCAAGCGAGCGAUUUCAGCUAA